This is a messenger RNA of Naegleria lovaniensis, 957 nucleotides long. RefSeq lists its product as uncharacterized. Gene Ontology annotation, molecular function: protein binding. Gene Ontology annotation, biological process: protein homooligomerization. The transcript has 2 exons. Lineage: Eukaryota; Heterolobosea; Eutetramitea; Acrasida; Naegleriidae. The coding region runs from base 1 to 957 and encodes 318 amino acids. The record is from RefSeq and is a predicted model, not a curated record.
AUGGAUCACUUCCUUCUCUUACAUAAAUCUCCCUCGUUAUUGUUGUUGAAUAAACCACAGCAUCAACAACGAGCUGCUGAGCCUCCUCUCGGAGCGAGCAGCAACAGUAACCUACAACCAUCAUUGAUUAAAUUUACAAAAGACUCCCAAGAAAAUAACGAAUUUUCAAAUAAUAACCACUCUGAUCAAAUCGAGCAGUCCAACCAAGAAUUGAUAGAAGAGCAUGAUGAUGAUUGGUUUCAAAUUUGUUGCGAUGGCAAAACAUUUACGACAACGAGAGCUACACUGUUAGCUGAGAAAGAUUCCAUGUUCAGUAUCAUGUUUCAAAAGAACUCACCAUUUCAAAAGUUCAACAGAGAUUUGAAUCAUCCUAUGCGACCUUAUGUGGUUUUCAUUGAUCGAAAUCCUCAAUACUUUGAACCAAUUUUGAACUAUUUAAGAAGCGAUGGCGAGAUUUUGAUAAAUCCUAAUGUAAAUAUUUGUGGAGUGUUACUUGAGGCUAAAUAUUGGGGAUUAGGUAAACUUGCAGAAGAAUUAGAAAGAAUGAUUGAACAAAUACAAGCGGAACAGGAAAAGAUAAAACGAAGAGAUGAUUCUGGUUGUGAAUUGACUCGAUCCGAAAUUGUGAAAGCCUUACUGACCUGCCCUUCAGAAAUGAGAGAAACGGUUUUAGAAAAUUGCGACUUUUCUAACGCAAGAAUGUUCAAGGUAGUGAUCAAAAACGCUAAUUGUAAAGAUGUCAACUUUUCUGGAGCUUCCCUUCGAGGAGCUGCAAUCACUUUCUGUGACUUGUAUGGAGCAAACUUUAAAUCAGCAGAUUUAGAAUUGGCAGAUCUCUCCAAUUCAAACCUCAAGAAUGCAGAUUUAAGUGGAGCGAGUAUUAAGGGAGUUGCUCUCAAGAACUGCAUCACCACUAACGUUAAACAUACAAGCGCUAUGGGUGGUGUCAUUCAUUAA